GGACACAUCGUUGAAAUUAUCCAUCACUAACGGCUUCUACUUUUUUUAUCGAGUUAUAAAUGCAUUUACUAGCAGGAAGAAAGUGAUUAAUAUGUAUUAAAUGGCAACUGACUCCGAGCAUAGCAUGUCAGCGGCAGUCGAAAUUUCCACUGGCUGCUGAAAGGUAGACUUAAGACUCGCGCCACACAGCGUCGUGGUCAAGUGCAGCUAACUAUCGGGAUGAACUCUUGCAGCGACAGUAGCAACGAGUCGAUGGAGCGGAAUGUGAAUCACGUGGCGUCGGGCGCCCACUCGGAGCUGCACAUGAACUUUGGCGCUGCGUGCAAGCCCGCUUCGCAGGAGCGCUACGUCUGGGAGAUGCGCACACGUAGCCCAAAUGUGACGCCAGCCAGCACUGUGUUGAACUCGCCAGAUCUGAAUGCUGAGCUGCAGUAUGCGCCGAUGCAUCAUCACCAGGCAUUCGAGCGGGUAUCGCCGCCCCAUCAGCUGCCCGGCUACAUGGGCUCACAGCACCAACAACAGCAACAACAACAACAACAGCAGCAGCAAUCGGGCUACUAUUACCAGCGUCCGCAUCCGCACCAGAUACGCCUGGGUCGCAGCCCGGGCAGCAGCCAGUUUGAGGCGGAGGGCAUAGCGAGUCCCGGCUCGCCAACCGACGUGGGAAAGGCCGAUGGGCAGUGCUUGCGCGAUGGCGAAAUCGUUGUGUUUGACGACAUCGACACAAACUGGAUGAAUAAGUCGGCGGCACUGACAGCCGCAGAAAGGGACAGCAACGAGGAUGUUCUGAAGGUCACCAAGAUGAUUGGGCAGCUGCCCAUAGCCGAAUAUGAGGGCUCCCCGCGUCGUUUUGGCAACCAGCAAGUGGCUGCCAAGGGCGCUUGCUGUCCGCGACGACCGCCUGGUUUUCCGCAACGUGUCUCACCUACGAAGCAACGCUUGGAUAACAACGUUAAGACAUCCGUUGGCAAUCUAAUUGAUCUGAUAGACCACGAGGGCACGUCCGCAACGGCAGCCUCGAAGACGCCCACUUUUGAUUAUCUGUACGAGUUCUCGGAGACUCGCAAAGUGCUCGAGGAGUUCUUCAAGGGCAAUCCCGACGACGACGAGAAGCGCUUCACGGACUACACUACGGAAAGUGGAGACGAUGUGGCCAGUUCGGACAUACAGCCGCGUGUGUGCGAAGUGGACAAACAUAUCGAGCAAGCCUACAUAGGCCAGCGUCUAGCUAGAAUACCCAAAGACGAACUCUACAUGGUCCAUCGUUCGCCCAGGAUGCAGGCGAGCGAGCACAAUGCCUACCAGGAGCACAACGACAUCGAGCUGUACAUCGAUUCGAACAGUCGCAGCAGCGGCGACCUGGCCGACACUGAGCUGGAGGCGAAUCUGCGGCGGCAUUCGCGUAAUUUUACGCUGUCCCCGGAGACGACAGACUACGACUCGAACUGCGGCGAUCUGGACAGCCUAUCGAACGAUAUCAACUGCACCACAACCGACUAUGGCAAGCUCUACACCAGCAUGCCGGUGCUGGAGGAUGGUCUCAGCAGUGGCCAUGCUUCGGACACCGAGAACAAUGUCUCUGUCGUCUGCGACAAGGCGCCGCAGCAGCCUCAAACACAGCUGCUGCCACAACAACAGCAGCAGCAGCAGCUGCUGCAGCAUCCGCAAAUCAAACCUGAGCACGAGCACAAUGGCAACGGCGACAGCGAGCGACUGCCGAUCGAACACAACAGCAUCGCACUGACCGAGACGGCUGCAGCAGCAGCAGAUAUCACGCAGCCGAUCGAGUUCGCAGCAGCGCUGUCAGCGCAAACGCCGCUGCCUACGUCGCCAACGGCCACUCCACCGCUGGAGCAAUGCGAAGAGGAGCCGCAGCUGAACGAUGGCAAUAAUGCUGAUAGCGACAAUCCCGCAGACUCGCAUUACGGUCCAGUCUAUGCAGCAGCUCUGGCAUCAACAGCCGCCGCGACUGCGAAUGCGACCGCGACUGUGACAGCCGGCAAUAAGCCAGCAGCAAUCGCACCGCCAGUCGAGAUACAAGAGGCCAUGAAAGAGAUUCGUUCGGCCCUGCAGCGCGCCAAGGCGCAGCCGGACAAACUGAAGUUCUGCGAUGAAGUGCUGCCCGCGGAUCCGGACUCGCCGGUAUGGGUGCCGCGCAAGGGCGCCACGACGGUAACAGCUGGACGCCACGAAGAUGAGGAAGCCGACACAGAUCUCGAAACGGAUCGGCUGCUAGGCGAGAAGGACUUCUUUGCCGAACAGACAUUGGCCCUUGCUGGAGCCGCCGACAGCAAUGCCAACGGCCUGAUCAAUACCAACAGCAGCAGCCUGAAUAUCAGCGACAACAACAGCAAUCCCAAGCCGCAAACGUACUCGUCGGCCACCAUACGGCAGGGCAUUGGCACCUCGCUGACGCCCAACUCCCCGGACAUUUGCCAGAUUGUGGGCAAUGCGGAUGUUUCGAUCAGUUCGCCGGAGAAACUGCAAUACACAAAGAGCCCAACGGGAUCCAUCAAAUCGCUGAAAGACUCGGCCAACUGCGACAAGAAAACCCAUUCGCGAAAUAAGGAAGGUUUCUUGGAACCCAAAGUGCUUAUUGAGGGCGUACUUUUUCGGGCCCGCUACCUGGGCUCCACGCAGCUGGUGUGCGAGGGUCAGCCGACCAAGUCGACGCGCAUGAUGCAAGCCGAGGAGGCCGUCUCCCGCAUCAAGGCUUUGGCGCCAGAGGGCGAAAGUCAGCCGAGCACCGAAGUGGAUCUGUUCAUAUCAACCGAGAAGAUAAUGGUGCUCAACACGGACCUCAAGGAGAUCAUGAUGGACCACGCCCUGCGCACCAUCUCCUACAUAGCCGACAUUGGCGACCUGGUAGUGCUGAUGGCGCGGCGCCGCUUUAUACCCAAUGGCGGUGGCGUUGUCGUUGACUCGCUGUCAACCUCGAGCCCGGGAGAGACCAUCGAGGGUGAGUCGCUGAAGGAGAGCAGCGGCAGUAACAAGGAGAGCAGCUCGUCGAAUAAGCACAAUCGCACGCCCAAAAUGAUAUGCCAUGUAUUUGAGAGCGACGAGGCGCAGUUUAUAGCGCAGUCCAUCGGGCAGGCGUUUCAGGUGGCCUACAUGGAGUUCUUGAAAGCGAACGGCAUCGAAAACGAGAACUUGGCCAAGGAAAUGGACUACCAGGAGGUGCUCAACAGCCAGGAGAUAUUCGGCGACGAACUGGAGAUAUUCGCCAAAAAGGAGCUGCAGAAGGAAGUUGUGGUGCCCAAGGCGAAGGGCGAAAUUCUGGGCGUUGUUAUUGUGGAGAGUGGCUGGGGCUCGAUGCUGCCAACGGUGGUUAUUGCCAAUCUGAUGUCCGGCGGUGCAGCCGCUCGCUGCGGCCAGCUGAACAUUGGCGAUCAGCUAAUCGCCAUUAACGGCAUGAGUCUUGUCGGUCUGCCGCUAUCCACCUGCCAGACCUACAUACGCAAUGCCAAGAAUCAAACUGCCGUCAAGUUUACCGUAGUGCCCUGUCCGCCUGUCGUUGAGGUGAAGAUCCUGCGUCCCAAGGCGCUCUUUCAGCUCGGCUUCAGCGUGCAAAACGGUGUGAUUUGCAGCCUGUUGCGUGGCGGCAUCGCAGAGCGCGGCGGUGUACGAGUUGGCCAUCGCAUCAUUGAGAUUAACAAUCAAAGUGUGGUUGCUGUGCCCCACGAUACCAUCGUCAAGUUGUUGUCCUCAUCUGUGGGCGAGAUUUUGAUGAAAACUAUGCCUACGUCCAUGUUUCGUCUGCUAACCGGCCAGGAGACGCCAAUUUAUAUCUAACUCAAGCGUUAUAUUAUUAUGCUUAUGCACCUCUCAGCACAGACACACACACACACACACACACACACACACAGAUACUGACAGAGAUACACUAAGAUAACUCGUCGUAUGUCUGUUGUCCAACAUGCUUCAAUUGAAUUAUCUGAACGUACUUUCAUUUACCCAAGCACCACAAAUAACACUCAAUCAACCGAAGCCGCAAUUACAAACAGGAACUAGCCAUACUCAACCCAGUAAUACUAAGCACUCGCUUAAGACUUGCUUUGUAUUUCCAGUUUUGUUUCAAUGUUUUGAUUUGUUCUCGAUGUACAUGAAAAAGACUGAAUUUUGUGUUUUGCGUACAUGUGUGAGAGUGAGUGUGUGUAUAUAUGUGUGUGUGUGUUGCUUAAGGCAUACAUAUAGUAAACAUUGUUUAUAUACAAAAUACUCGAGUUUUGAGUGUUUAAAGACAUUAAGAGCCACAGUUGGAAGCAGCAAAAGCGAUAUUAAGAAAGAGAUGGAGAGAACGAGCCGGAGAGCGAAAGGGAGACAGAAAGCGUGCGUGUGUGCGAGUAGGAUGGAGGCAAUACUCUAAAAGGAUUUAUUUUCGUUGCCAAUGCGAUAGACAGCAAUAAUUUAUAAUUUAAUUAUUUAGUAUUGAUUAGGUUUAUUAACUACAUUUAUAAUUUGCAGUAAUGCCAAAUAUCAAAUAUGAGCUGAGAUUUCGUUGAAUUGUUUUCGUCAUUUAUAUGGAUAUUAUUUUUUGUAUAUGUAUAUGUAUAUGAUUAACACAUUAUUGUACUGUGCGUAUUGAAUGUCAAGAAUACUUAAUAUAGCUUAAGUAAGAUGCCUGGUUAACAACAACUAACAAACAACAAACAGUAAGCCGUAAGCCGUAAGCCGUAAGCCGUAAGCCGUGAACAGUAAACAGUAAAAUUUAAAGAGUAAACAAAACAAAAUGCAUUUAAUUUAGCGUCGUCAAAACAAAUGUGUAUAAUUACAAUAAAAGUGCUUUGCGAAAUGUGCACUAAUUAUCAAUGGAUGCCAUUUGAAAUGUAACAGAAAUAGGUGAGCCACUGAGCAAUAAAAUAUAAAUAACAAUAAAAGCAAAUAACAACAGUAAUAUCAAGAACAAUAAGGUGUGCAUUGAAUUAUUUGUGUUAAGCUACGAAAUAGUAAACGAAAACUUAUAUUAAAGAGAGCUUAUUUUUGCUAUAAUUGUCAAACAGCACCAGAAGGCAAAGUUAAACGCGACUUUAUAAGUACAUGCAUAUGAAUAUAUAUAUAAAUAUUAAACAAUUGAAAAGCAAAGCAAACGGCAUGCGACUGAGCAUGCAUGUAAUUAUUAAUUAAUACAAAGCGGAUGGCAAGUUGAGAAUAUUUCAGAUAUUGCUAAAUGUGCAGGUAAUCACAAGUUCACAUGUAUACAACAAAAUAUACAUACAUACGUAUUCAUUAACAAUUAUAAAUACUAUAUAUGUAACUAAUCGUUCGCAAUGGCAUUAUUUUUGCAACAAACACACAGAGCCGGCGGCGAGCAAGCAAGUUAAAUAAAUAAUAAAUUUAUAUAGUUACAAUUAACAGAUAGCUCAUGUAUACAGACGUUAAUGAAACUCUAUUGCUAAACGCCUAAACUAAUUAACUAUCACAUUGUAUACUAUCUAAUACUAUUUAUUUAUUAACAUCAGAUCGAAUACAAAACGAAAAGCAAAUCGAGUCCAUCAACAAAACAUUUCGAAUUCGAUCCGAGGGCCAUUCAGGUGAAGCGCAGCUUAUUUUGCCAUUAAAAAAAAUA
Drosophila mojavensis is the source of this 5566-nucleotide messenger RNA. RefSeq lists its product as uncharacterized. Gene Ontology annotation, cellular component: dendritic spine; plasma membrane; cytoplasm. Lineage: Eukaryota; Metazoa; Arthropoda; Insecta; Diptera; Drosophilidae. Gene Ontology annotation, molecular function: protein binding. The transcript has 11 exons. Bases 220 to 3792 code for a protein of 1190 amino acids. The record is from RefSeq and is a predicted model, not a curated record. Gene Ontology annotation, biological process: chemical synaptic transmission.